Engraulis encrasicolus (European anchovy) is the source of this 1910-nucleotide messenger RNA. It is a transcript of the gene vdac1, whose product is annotated as voltage-dependent anion channel 1. Gene Ontology annotation, biological process: monoatomic anion transmembrane transport. Gene Ontology annotation, molecular function: voltage-gated monoatomic anion channel activity. The transcript is spliced from 9 exons. The record is from RefSeq and is a predicted model, not a curated record. Bases 95 to 946 code for a protein of 283 amino acids. Gene Ontology annotation, cellular component: mitochondrial outer membrane. NCBI's taxonomy places the organism in Eukaryota, Metazoa, Chordata, Actinopteri, Clupeiformes, Engraulidae.
UGUGACGCACCUCCUCCUCUACUCCUCCCUUUGUCCACCGUGCAGCAAAUUCUUGUUCAGGAGAGUUUCAUAAGGAGUUAACAAUUCAGAGGUCAUGGCUGUCCCCCCUACGUACGUUGACCUUGGCAAACCUGCCAGGGAUGUUUUCACUAAGGGCUACGGUUUCGGUCUUAUCAAGCUGGACUUGAAGACAAAGUCAGAAAAUGGAUUGGAAUUCACCAGCACAGGCUCGGCCAACACAGAGACCAGCAAAGUGGCCGGCACCCUGGAGACCAAGUACAAGUGGGCGGAGCACGGCCUGACCUUCACCGAGAAGUGGAACACCGACAACACCCUUGGCACCGAGAUCACACUGGAGGACCAGCUCACCAAAGGGCUAAAGCUGACAUUUGAUUCAUCUUUCUCACCAAACACAGGUAAGAAGAGUGGCAAGAUCAAGACCGGCUACAAGCGCGAGCACAUAAACGUGGGCUGCGAUGUGGACUACGACAUUAACGGCACGGCAGUGCACGGGGCGGUGGUGGUGGGCUACGAGGGCUGGCUGGCCGGCUACCAGAUGACCUUUGAGGCCGGAAAGAACAGGGUCACCCAGAGCAACUUCGCCGUCGGAUACAAGACCGACGAGUUUCAGCUGCAUACCAAUGUAAAUGACGGCACUGAGUUUGGAGGCUCCAUUUACCAGAAGGUGAACGACCAGCUCGAGACUGCUGUCAACCUGGCCUGGACCGCCGGGAAUAGCAACACGCGAUUUGGCAUCGCCGCCAAGUAUCAGAUUGAUUCCGACGCUGCUUUCUCGGCCAAAGUGAACAAUUCUAGCCUUGUUGGUCUUGGAUACACCCAAACUCUUAAGCCAGGCAUCAAGCUGACCUUGUCCGCUCUCCUGGAUGGCAAGAAUAUUAAUGCUGGCGGUCAUAAACUGGGCAUGGGUCUGGAGUUUGAGGCAUAAAGAGAGCCCUCCCUCAAAGCCCUGAAUAUUUCGUUGAAUCUACCCUCACAACCUUGUGUUUCUCUUAGAUGUGCUAUGGAUGAAUUGAGGUGUUAUUAUAUAAUAAUGUCAAAAUCAUGCAAACGGUUGAUCCUCCAUUGUUGGACUAUAGGUCAAAUUGAAUAUGACGACCCAAGAUUUUUUUUGAAAAGGGAAACAUUGUGUAUUUAGCCAUUUUAAAGAAGGUAGGCUUCACAUGAACCUUCAAAGUAGUUAUUGUGAAAAUGCAUUCUUGUUUUGCCAUCAUCAUGUGAGUAAACACUUAACUUAUUGACCUUCAAGUACCAGAAUCGGGGCAAAUCCUUUCAGUCUGAUUUAAAAAAACUCUCUUCAGGGAGUGAACUUGUGUCCACCAUGUUGGGCCAAAAUAUAUUGUUGAAGAGACACUCAACCCUUUCCAACAUUCCUUUUAUUAUUACUCAGAUAUUCCUUGUCUGGGGAUAUUUAUUUUCACAAACUUAACCUUUCGAUAAGGAAGGGUCUGCAGUCUGUUUACGGAUUAAUACAGCACAGGAUGGUUUUGUUGUCCUUCAUAUAUGCAGCAGUAGAUGCCUGAGGCAUUGAGCCCUUUGGUCUCUGUUUUUGUCAUUCAGUGUGUUUUUUUGUCUCACUCGUCUUUGUGCACUGGAUGUUAACGGAUUUCAUUUCUUAAUUCUUAUACCUUAACCAUGUGACCGUUAAUAUUGUAUACGUUUUAACCUCCUUGUCACACCGAUGGCCAUACUCUUACAAACACACCCUUGCGCUGGGAGGGUGAGAGAAGAUACCUAUGCUGUACUUCAGUGAAUCAAUCCCAAAUGCCUGGUGAAAAUGAAUACAUUUUGAAAUACAAAUGUAGUCUUCCAGUCUUAAAAGUAGGCUCAGAACACUAUGUAUGUGAGAUAUUUGUCGGCCCCCUAAACAAAGUAAAGUAUUUGAACCUGAA